Culex pipiens pallens (northern house mosquito) is the source of this 952-nucleotide messenger RNA. Its product is annotated as farnesol dehydrogenase-like. The transcript is spliced from 2 exons. Gene Ontology annotation, molecular function: oxidoreductase activity. Bases 64 to 798 code for a protein of 244 amino acids. NCBI's taxonomy places the organism in Eukaryota, Metazoa, Arthropoda, Insecta, Diptera, Culicidae. The record is from RefSeq and is a predicted model, not a curated record.
AGUCAGUCUCAAGCUAUCUUCGGCGCUGAGCAGACGGACUCAUAACCUUAUCACCACUGCACCAUGGACCGCUGGCAGGGAAAGAUCGCCGUCGUAACCGGUGCCAGCUCGGGAAUCGGAGCGGCCACCGCCAAGGCUCUGGCCAACGCCGGAAUGGUAGUAAUUGGGCUGGCACGGCGCAUUGAACGCGUCGAAGCGCUGAAGGCAGACUUGGAGGGUUCGGCCAAGGAUCGACUGCACGCGGCCAAGUGCGAUGUGUCCAAGGAGGAGGAAAUCUUGCAAACGUUCCGCUGGAUCGAGGAACAGUUCGGAGGUGUGGACGUUCUGGUCAACAAUGCCGCGACCUUCAUCAAGACUAAGCUCGUGGAUACGGACAAUUCCGAGAAGUUGCGGGAGAUCAUGAACACCAACGUGAUGGGACUGGUGUUCUGCACCCGGGAGGCGUUCCAAUCGAUGAAGAAACGAUCGGUGGAUGGUCACAUUGUACACAUUAAUAGCAUCGCAGGCCAUAGUACAGCCCUGCCGAACAUGAACAUGUACUGUGCGUCCAAGUACGCUGUUACGGCGCUCACCGAAACCAUGCGGCAGGAGUUCAAACAGGAGGGCACCAAGAUCAAAAUAACGAGCAUCAGCCCCGGUGCCGUCAACACGGAAAUGAUUUCGCAAGCGUUGCGAGACUCGGGCGCACCAUUGCUCGAACCGGAGGACAUUGCCGGGGCCGUGCUGUACGCGGUCGGAACGCCACCCCGGGUUCAGGUGCACGAGCUGACCAUUAAGCCUGUUGGCGAGGGACGAUGAUGUGCAGAAAAUUGGACGAAUCAUUCCAGAUUGAUAAGAUAACGAUGUAGCGCAUGCAGGCAUUGUUCUGCAAAACAAAUUAUGUCAACUUCAGUGAUCAACGAUCGUUGACAUUUCCUAUCCAAAGAGAAACAAAUAAACAUUGAUUCCCCCA